Molecule: messenger RNA, 401 nt
Organism: Thelazia callipaeda (thelaziosis nematode)
Lineage: Eukaryota; Metazoa; Nematoda; Chromadorea; Rhabditida; Thelaziidae
Source: the annotation of a GenBank genome assembly
AUGUCAGUUACGACUUAUUCUAUCAACAGCGAAGUGAAAAGUAGACCAACUGAUGGCAUCAACGCGGCAAUAUCGCAGGAAGAAUUUUUCCGUCUUCAAGGACAGCUUCUUGAUUUACGUAAUCGUAACUACGAGUUGCUGGAAGAAAAUAAACGUCAACAAAAAUAUAUCAACUGCUUAGCUUCGAAAGGAGCUGAUUCAUCAUUAUUUGUUGCUAAGCUUGUCGGUCGGAAACGAGAAAAGGAAAAUUCUAAUGAAAAAUUGGAAACUGAAGUACGUCUUUUACGGAACAAAUUAUCUGCCCAAGAAGAGGAAUUUCGUUUACAACAGUCAACUCUUCUUUCGGAGCUGAAUAAGGUAGCUAUAUUUGUCUCAUUUUCUAUUUUAUAUGUCAUUUAAUG